AUUCGGCGUUCUUCCACUCUUCAAAUGCGUUGAAUCCGUCUCUUUCCUAAUCGCUUGGGAGCAUGACCACAAGCUCAACAUAUGUGUCGUUGCUGAUAGUAGCAUUCAUAGUGGUCGUCUCUUACUAUUUCUACAAAAAUCACAAGUAUCUGACCUAUGUGGAAACGUCGGACACAUUCGACCAGCUUUAUCUAUCCCUCGCUCCCACAAUGUUGAGCUCGAUUAUGGAAAACACCUGCAAGUGGCCGGUGCUCCCAACUGUGGAAGUGAAAGUGCCGAAUUUCUCGCAUCGUUCCAAGUUCAUUCGUUGUACUGCCAUGAAUCCACUAGCCGAACUUGACGACUAUGGAUUUUUGGAAAUUUUUCUACCUACAGAGGAAGAAAAAUCUUCUAUAAGGUGCACGUAUCAACCCAUAUCAAACGUAUCGUUCGUUUUGGGAACGCCUAAAGAGAUUGAAUUCAACCAACCCACGCAGAUAUAUCACGAUCAGUUUGUCGUACGAUGUCGCAACAUUUCAUCACCACAGAAUGUUAUCUACGAAAGGGCAUUUAUUAAUGUGCCUUAUCCUUCGGGACCAGCAAAGCAACCGAAGUUUGUCAAAAGCAACUGGGAGUACCCCUCGCUGGCCUUGCUGAUUUUCGAUUCGGUGUCAUUGAAUCAGUUCAAAGCGACUAUGCCACGUACUUGGAAAUUCCUUGUGGAUAACGAUUUCGUCGCUAUGAACAUGUACAACGAGGUAACGCAUGACAUAAACAGCAAUAUCUUGUCUAUUUUGAAAGGAGGAGAAGAAAAACAGUCAGAGGAAACUUUUUUGUGGGACGUUAUGAAGGAACGUCAGUGCAAGACUUAUCUCAGCGAAGAAAUUGGUGAUUUUCCUUCGGUGUUGGGUAAUAUGAGCCUUGACGUCGAACACGAUCUGAGACCUUUUCAUGCUUACGCUCACGCCACCAGUGAAGGGGUUUGCACUAAAGAUGGACAUGUUGGUGCCCAAGAGAACAUAAAAUUUUGGAGGAAGGCUCUGCUACAUUCCAAAAACCGCUGCCACUUCUCAAUGCAUCACAUGCGAGCUUUAACGAGAGAUCCAGAACUUUUACCUCUGCUUGACCAAGAACUAAGAGAAUCGCUGGAAGCACUCAAAGCAAAUGGCUUGUUCGAGGACACGGUUUUUGCAUUGCUGAGUGGUACAGGAAAUCCGCCAAGGUUGAAGGAUCAGCUGUUCACUUCACGUGUGGAAGAGCGAACGCCACUAUUCACGAUCAAGCUACCAGAGAAAUUUCUCAGAAAACACUAUCACUCUCGCGCCUCUUUACAGUCAAAUGCAAACAGAUUGGUAGCCACUAAAGACAUCGGUAUAACACUUAUGGAUAUCGCCUCUGGCAGUCCACUGACAUUCGUCAGUUAUAACUUGAAAAAUGAACCUCUCAAUGGCACCUCUCUGCUGACUUAUGCUAUUCCGACCUACCGAUCUUGUGAUGACGCAAAUGUUCCUCCGCACAUGUGCCUUUGCAUGGACGAUAAAGCAUUGCUAACUGAGGAUUACUCAAGCAACUCAUUUAUAUACAAUCAACUGUUCGAAUACGUGAAAACAGAAGUGCUAAAGAAUGACUGCAUUGACGAGGUCAUCAACUGCUACGAGGGCAAAUGCGACGCGAAUGUGAGAGUGCUAUCAUUAAAUCCAAUGGUUCAACAAGGAAUCAGGGAUGAGAGAGAUUGGAGGGAGGUGAGAAAAACGCAGUACGAUAUGGGAAUGAACUACGUCGAGAUUUUAGUACUAGCUCAAGCAGCACCACAUAAUCCUUCCCUGAUGAACAUAGACAAGAUGAGAGUUGUCCUCCGCAUGCGUUUUCGAUUUACUCGAAAGACAGGCUUUGAACCAGUAGGCUCGCCAACAGUAGCGAAUGCGAAUCAUCAAUGUCACGCCAAAAGGAUAGAGCAGUACUGCGAGAUGUGUUACUACAACAGCCUCUUGACAGAUCCACAAAUCUGAGAAAAAUGCGCAGUAAAGGAUUUCUGCGAGACACAAUUCAGCUUGGAACCUUGCGCCCAUUGUGUAUCAAUGGUUUAUAAGCAUACAAUGCAUAAAACUCCAAUGACUCUCACAAUUACUGCCA
Molecule: messenger RNA, 2112 nt
Organism: Cylicocyclus nassatus
Lineage: Eukaryota; Metazoa; Nematoda; Chromadorea; Rhabditida; Strongylidae
Source: the annotation of a GenBank genome assembly